GUCAAGUUAAAAACAAAAAUAAUUAUUUAGCAAAAAUAUGUUUUCAUCUUGGUUUCGCAAAAUUCAAAUUGAACGCCAAGUACCAAUCGGGGAAGGGGGAUUUAGCUUAGUUUUACUCGGGAAGUUUAAUGGUCAUGAAGUUGCAGUGAAAAAAGUUGAGUUGCGUAACGUUAGUGAUAACGAGGAAAUAGUGUUGAAACAAUUGGACCAUCCCAAUGUCAUCAAAUUAUUUUACUCUGAAAGCGACGCCAAUUUCAAGUAUUUCGCUUUGGAACUCUGUCGCGCAUCUUUAGAUCAGCUGUUUCUAAAGCCUGAUCAUCCGCGAAAAUACAAAGGACCCAAAUUACCACAUCAUUUGACAGUUUUUAUUCAGUUGGCUACGGGUCUCGAGUACAUUCACUUCAAGAAUUUAAUUCAUCGAGAUAUCAAACCGGCAAAUGUUCUUAUAUCCGUCGAUUCUGAUGGAUUAGUAACAAUCAAAUGGGCGGAUUUUGGAUUGUCCCGAUUCGUUAACGAAAGAGGGACAUGCACGCUAAGCGGAAUCAAAGGAACUAUGAACUGGUUGGCUCCCGAGUUGCUGAGAAGUCUUGAAAACAACCCAGAAGAACCAGGACGAGGUACAGUCAAGAGCGACGUCUUUGCAUUAGCUCUCGUCUUUGGCUAUCUUCUCUUGGGUGGGCAACAUCUUUACGGGCAGGGGAUUGAAGUUCCUAUAAACAUCGUGAAACAAGCAACGGUCAAUAUGGAAAAAAUUGAUAACCCGCCUUACGCUCGGCUUCUAUGCAAAAUGUUGAAGGACGAAUCUGGCAAGAGAAUUUCCUCGUCUGAAGUUGGCAAUGAAUUAAAAUCUAUCAAAAAUGAGAAAGAAGAAGAAUUCAGACGACUGUGCUGGCGAACAAGUUUGGAUCUAGAGGAAAUCAAACUCUUAAUCCAAUUCGGGAUCGAUGUCAAUGGAAAGGAUAAUGACGGGUGGAAUGCACUUCAUUAUUUGUGUCUAUAUAAAUCAAGUGAGAAAUUAAUUUACGCAAUCAAACUCUUAAUCCAAUUCGGGAUCGAUGUCAAUGGAAAGGAUAACGACGGGAGGAAUGCACUUCAUUUCCUGUGUUGGCAUAAUUCAAGUGAAGAAUUAAUGGACGCAAUCAAACUCUUAAUCCAACUCGGAAUCGAUGUCAAUGGAAAGAGUAACAACGGGUGGAAUGCACUUCAUUAUUUGUGUUAUUAUAAUUCAAGUGAGAAAUUAAUGGACGCAAUCAAACUCUUAAUCCAACUCGGGGUCGAUGUUAAUGGAAAGGAUAACGACGGGUGGAAUGCUCUUCAUUUCCUGUGUCGAUUUAAUUCAAAUGAUAAAUUAAUGGACGCAAUCAAACUCUUAAUCCAACUCGGGAUCGAUGUCAAUGGAAAGAGUAACAACGGGCGGAAUGCACUUCAUUAUUUGUGUUCGAAUAAUUUAAGUGCUGAGAAAUUAAUGGACGCAGUCAAACUCUUAAUCCAACUCGGGAUCGAAUCGAACGGCUUUGAUGCGCGAUCUAUAUUACAUAAAAACCAACACAGAAGAGAAAAUAUUGAAAAGAUCAUCGAAUUUCUUGAUAGAGCAGCCAUUUCUCAUCAAAAAUAAUUGUCAGUAUCUACUGAGAGACAUCGAAAAAACCAUCGCACGCGUUGACAUGAUUCCGAUCAAUAAUACACCAAUUAGUUGCAUAUAUUUACCAAUUGUUGAUUAUUUUACAAUAAUCAGUUAUCAUUAAAUUCCAGUUUCAUCAGGUGUGUAUUUAUUAUAUUUUGAUCAACGUACAAUCCAAUACUACACAAUUAACAUCAAUACUCCAGACAAUACCAUCCGUCUCAAAAUUUUUACUUUAAUUGAACUGUAACUGCUG
Messenger RNA from Daphnia pulicaria, 1877 nucleotides. RefSeq names its product cAMP-dependent protein kinase, catalytic subunit-like. Gene Ontology annotation, cellular component: IRE1-TRAF2-ASK1 complex. The coding region runs from base 38 to 1615 and encodes 525 amino acids. Gene Ontology annotation, molecular function: protein serine/threonine kinase activity; RNA endonuclease activity; ATP binding. The record is from RefSeq and is a predicted model, not a curated record. NCBI's taxonomy places the organism in Eukaryota, Metazoa, Arthropoda, Branchiopoda, Diplostraca, Daphniidae. The transcript is spliced from 4 exons. Gene Ontology annotation, biological process: IRE1-mediated unfolded protein response; intrinsic apoptotic signaling pathway in response to endoplasmic reticulum stress; protein phosphorylation.